Molecule: messenger RNA, 1245 nt
Organism: Brettanomyces bruxellensis
Lineage: Eukaryota; Fungi; Ascomycota; Pichiomycetes; Pichiales; Pichiaceae
Exons: 1
Coding region: 1-1245 (414 amino acids)
Biological process (GO): protein phosphorylation; signal transduction
Cellular component (GO): cytoplasm
Molecular function (GO): protein serine/threonine kinase activity; ATP binding; protein serine/threonine/tyrosine kinase activity
Source: RefSeq, a predicted model, not a curated record
AUGGCUAACCACUCAGAGCAUUUUGGACAGGGCCAUUUGGGGCAUCCCUCAAGAGUUAAUCCUUCGGCUUUUCCUGGACCCGUGUUACAAUCAUUCGAAGAAGAUGCACAUGAUGGACAUAAUGAUCUUCCAUUUAAGCUCAGAUUUUCUCAGCGUGCAAUGGUGGGACAUGGGUCUUUUGGCUAUGUUUACCAAAUCAACAUCUUGCCGGACAACCGCCGGGCAGCCAUCAAGCGAGUCCUCCAGGAUAGAAGGUUUAAGAACAGAGAGCUGGCGAUCAUGCGUGUUAUUCGGCACCAAAAUAUCGUGAAUUUGCUCUACUACUUCUAUAAAACCAACGACAAAAAUGAGGUAUACCUCCACCUCAUAUUGGAGUACGUUCCUGAAACUUUAUACAAUGCAAGCCAUUGGUACAUAUCGAGGCGGAGAACUAUGCCGCUAUUCGAGGUCAAACUUUACUCCUACCAGCUUUUCAGGUCUCUAAACUACAUACACUCUCUUGGAAUCUGCCACAGGGACAUCAAGCCACAGAACCUUCUAAUAGACCCCGUCCGGGGUAUUCUCAAGCUUUGUGACUUCGGUUCUGCCAAGAUCUUGGACCCUAAGCAGCCCAGUGUUUCGUAUAUUUGCUCCAGGUACUACAGGGCACCUGAGCUCAUAUUUGGGGCAAGAAACUACACAACCAAGAUUGAUAUAUGGUCUGCCGGCUGUGUUAUAGCCGAACUCAUCUUGGGACAGCCGUUAUUCCCGGGCGAAUCCGGCAUUGACCAGCUUGUGGAGAUCAUAAAAAUACUCGGAACACCUUCCAAGGAGGAGAUCCAGUCCAUGAACCCCAACUACAUGGAUCAUAAAUUCCCUACAAUCAAACCUAUACCACUCCACAAAAUCUUAAAAGGUAUCGACACCGAAGUUGUGGAUUUGCUCGCUGCAGUGCUUGAGUACUCACCCGUUAGAAGGCUUACUGCUGCUGAAGCCAUGAGCUCACAGGCCUUUGACAUCUUCAGGCAGCAAGAAAACGCCUCUAUGGUGCUGCCUAACUACAGGAAUUUCAAACUUGACAACGAGAUUAACAUUCCUGAUCUUCUCAACUUCACCAAGCGUGAGCUAAGUGUACAACCUGAGCUUGUUCAUCGUUUGGUGCCCGACUGGAAAUGGAGCCGGAGCACUGAAGAUCUCGGUUUCUCUCUUGAUGAUUUUACUCCAUACACCCAUGAGGAGUUGUUGGAUUCGCAUAACGAGCAGUGA